AUGUCGGCGAAGUGUGUGUUAAAUCACAGGAUCGACCCGGAUCACGACAGCAAGGUUGUCGAGCUUUCCCAUCUCCCGAAAGUUGGCGAGAAGCUCAAGCACCUGUGCGAUCUCUACAAUGUCAAGCCGGAGCGCGACGAAUACGCCGAGAGUGUAAAGCUCAUCGAGCCGCAGCACCUCCUCAGCACCCUCCACGUGGUCGUCAACAACACCAUUGACUUCCCCGUCUGGCGUGCCAUGGUCAACAGGCACUUGUCGCUGCUGCACGAGGAGACGGCCGCGGUCAACGAGCUGUCUCAGCCCUGGCGCGACGCCACUAUGCACGUCAUCGACUUGAUCGAGAAGGGACCGUCAGAAGAGUACAACCUCACGAUCCUCUAUGAGGCACGCUACAUCCUGUACGCCAAGAACUGGACCCUUUUCCAGCGCCACAAGCUCAUCGAUGAGGCUAUGACCAAGCUCGAGGCGAUCGAAGAUCUGGGCUUCAAGAUCCAUGCCAUGAAGAAUGUGCAGUCCAUCCACUCGGACAUCAUGAAGAGAGAGAAGAAAAACUUCAAGGAUGCGUCGAGGGCGUACACUGCGGUCAUCGGCGAGGUGGUGCUGCAACCGAGCAGGUAAUUACAAAGCCAUGGGUCGAGAACUUUGUGUGGUGCUGAUUCGAGCGCGAGUGUGUACUCUGUUGCGUAUUGGCAAAAAACACGGGCGUCUAAGUGAAGAUGGGGGCGAACAAAGAGACCAGAGGCG
Molecule: messenger RNA, 744 nt
Organism: Tricharina praecox
Lineage: Eukaryota; Fungi; Ascomycota; Pezizomycetes; Pezizales; Pyronemataceae
Exons: 3
Coding region: 1-618 (205 amino acids)
Source: RefSeq, a predicted model, not a curated record